Molecule: messenger RNA, 614 nt
Organism: Rotaria sordida
Lineage: Eukaryota; Metazoa; Rotifera; Eurotatoria; Philodinida; Philodinidae
Source: the annotation of a GenBank genome assembly
AACGUGCUGGAUAUACAAAAUUGGGCGCUUAUCAAAUGUCUUAUCGCUCGAAUGAUCGUGUUAUUAUUGUUUCACAAAGAUUAUCUGAUUUAUUAUUUAAACGUUUAUCUGCUUACUUUCCUGAUUCUAUUAAUCAUGAUGGUAGUAUAUGGGAACCUAUUGGCUUGAACGAAGUAUUUCGAUUUUGUCGCUACGAUCGUGGUGGAACUUUUGAUGCACAUCGUGAUGCAUACUUUGCUAGAUCAGUGAAUGAACGAAGUUUUAUGACAAUUAACAUUUAUUUGAAUGAUACUGAUGGUGGUUGUACACGUUUUUUAAAUCCAACAGGAAAAAAAAUUAUUUUUCAAUGUCAACCACAAGCUGGAAAAGCACUCGUCUUUCUACAUGAUGAAUAUCAUGAUGGCGAUGUUUUACGAUUGGGUUCUAAAUAUCUUAUGAGAACUGAUUUAAUAUAUCGAUUGAAGUCCGAGAUUAAUCAACAAGAAUAUUGCCUGAAUGAUAAACAUAUUCAAGCAAAGCAAAUAUAUAUACAAACGAAAGAGCGUGAAAACAAAGACAGUUCAGCAAAGACGCUCAAUGUUCAAAGAAAACCAUGGUCAUGUAGUCUACAAUAA